UCAUCUCUGCGUAUUCUUUCAACAUUCAAAAUUUUUGUUGUAUUUUCUGUUUCUCCUCGAUCUAUAGUGUAUAAGGAUGAGUAUUCUUCAAUACCCAGAUUCGUUUAAUGUUCCAGAGCUUCAAGUCUGGAACAAUGCGGCCUUCGACAAUGGGGAGUCUGAAGAUGCAAACGCCGUCAAGGUUUCUUGGUGUAAUCUUGAUUCUGGGUCGAUGAAUCAGUCACUGGAAUCCGAUGGAAGCAAAGAAAACCAGAGUCCUCUUUGGUUAAAAUCCCCAGUUUAUUUCAAAUCUACUGCGCCUCUUGUCGAGCCUUGUUCCAAGAAUGUUCCCGGGAACACGAAAGAGCCAUUUUGGGCGAAAGUAAUGAGUGGGGUUGGCAAGGAAGAAGACAAGAAGCGUGAUGAGAAAAAGAUUGAUAUGGAGAUUGAAGAGACAGAGAAGGAGGUCACUCGUUUGUCAUCGAAACUCGAAGCUCUCCGACUCGAAAAAGCCGAAUACAAUGCAAGAAGUAUCGCGAUGAGAGGAAGGAUUGUGCCUGCCAAAUUCAUGGAGCCAAAACAGAGCAUCAAGAAUUUGGAGACGGUAAAAAUGAUUCAAGAUACUCCGUUUUCAAGUGCUAAACCAAAAUUGAAUCGAAGGGGGGUUAGUUUAGGUCCAGCGGAGAUUUUCUCAGCAACAAAAUCGAGGCAAUUUAUGAAGCAGGAACUCACAACUCCUAUACAGUCGAUACAGAGUCGCCGCAAAUCCUGUUUCUUUAAGCUUCAAGAUAUUGACGAAGGCAAGGUUACAAGAGAGAGAGGCAAGAGCUUGAGUCUCAGCCCUAAGCCACGUAAAACUGUUUCCAAGGUCAUUGCUCCUAAGCCGGCAGCAACAACGGUCGGGGCUAAAAGGGCGGUGAAGAAAGAAGAGGGCGUUCUUUCUACAAUUCAGCCUAAAAGGCUCUUCAAAGAUGGAGAAAAACCAGUAACAGCAAAGAAACCAUUGAAACCUGGGAGAGCCGUCAGUAGCAGGUACAAUCAGAUUCCCAACCAGAGAAAUGCGAGUUUAACAAUGAGCGAUGCUCGAAAGCAGGAUAGCAACAAGCACGAUAAGAGGCGUGUUUCGAAUGAACAGAUAGUUGAUUCGUGCAAGAAUGAAAAGAGUGAGAACAGAGUGAAGAAGAAGUGGGAAAUUCCAAGUGAAGUGAUCAUUCUAAAGGAGGAAUCACCGCAGUCAAUUGAUAAGAUCAAUGAUCUUCUUCCAAAGAUCAGGACCGUGAGAGUUUGGCAUGAAAGUCCUCGGGAUUCAGGGCCAGCCAAAAGAGUGGCAGAGCUGAUGGGAAGGAAAUCAUAUUUCAAUAUGGAGGACUCUGUUCGUCAGGCUCUGAGUUUUGCAGAAGGGGAUGGUGAGGAAGAGUGAUUCAUUCCCGUUCUUCUUCUUUCCUUUUGUCAUUUACAUUUGUAGACAUUGGGGUUUCAGGAAGUAAACCAUAACCAUUGUUAUGGGCUAUGAAUGGUUACGUUGGCUUGUAAUUCAUAUGUAUAUGUUACAGGUUAAGCUUUUUCUUUCACUGCAAAUGCAAAAUAAAAUGAGCUUUUCUCUUCCUUUUGGG
Molecule: messenger RNA, 1592 nt
Organism: Hibiscus syriacus
Lineage: Eukaryota; Viridiplantae; Streptophyta; Magnoliopsida; Malvales; Malvaceae
Exons: 1
Coding region: 77-1399 (440 amino acids)
Source: RefSeq, a predicted model, not a curated record